Molecule: messenger RNA, 699 nt
Organism: Etheostoma spectabile (orangethroat darter)
Lineage: Eukaryota; Metazoa; Chordata; Actinopteri; Perciformes; Percidae
Product: mannose-specific lectin
Exons: 4
Coding region: 253-606 (117 amino acids)
Source: RefSeq, a predicted model, not a curated record
CUUGUAUUCUGUGUACAUCCGAAUUGGUAGCUAACUAUUAACUCUGAAUCUAUUUAACCUUUCCUUUUUUCACAUUUUUCACGAGACAGCAACAUUCCUUUCUCAUCACAAAGGAGUGGCAUGACACUCCCCUUCUCUAGCUCCUUCCCCAGCUUGCUAUUCUGUAUAAAAAUGGAGGGAAUUUGACAUCUUGCUCUUUACUCCUUUUCCUCCACUUGAAGUCUGACUGGGGUGAGACAUUCAACCAUAAUCAUGAGCAAGAACUACUUGUCCAAAAAUGAUGAGCUUCGCAAGGGAGACUAUCUGAUUUCCAACAACAAGGAGUAUAAAGCUGUCUUCCAGGAUGACGGUAACUUUGUCAUCUACGGCUGGAAGCCUGUGUGGGCUUCAGACACUUGUGGAUCAGACGUUUUCCGCCUGUGUAUGCAGGCUGACUGCAACCUGGUCAUGUACAACAAGGCCAACAGUCCCAAGUGGCAGACAAACUCCCACAAGCCAGGAGAUUGCAACAUGUGCCGUCUUCAUCUGACCAAUGAUGGCAAACUGGUGGUGAACAAGGAAAGUGAUGAAAUUUGGAGCUCUGCUAACUCCAGAGGCACGAAAUGAUGUCAUGACAUGACAAGCUUUGUUAAAUUGAAUGCUUUGCAAGUACAAGUCAUCUUUGAAUGUCAGUGUGAACAAUAAUCCUGCCUGCUAUGU